Molecule: messenger RNA, 2663 nt
Organism: Ipomoea nil (Japanese morning glory)
Lineage: Eukaryota; Viridiplantae; Streptophyta; Magnoliopsida; Solanales; Convolvulaceae
Exons: 13
Coding region: 196-2430 (744 amino acids)
Source: RefSeq, a predicted model, not a curated record
CCGGCCGGAUAACGGAGCUUGAGCCGUGACCGUGGCGCUGUUAUCCCGGUUUUUUUAGUUUUGUUUGUCAUUUACGAAAGAUAAAACCGGUCAACGUGUCGACGAAAUAAAAAGGCGACAACGAAGCAGCACGGCAGCGUUGCCUUCCGGCGAUCUCCAAUUCGAAGACCUUCAAUUUCCUAAGCGCGCGGCGUCAUGGCGGGGGAAUUCGCCGCCGCCGUGGAGGACGGGCUGCGGCUUUCGAAGCGGAUAAACUUCGGGAAGGACAGGGCAGUGGCGCCGCCGAGAGCGAUGACGGCCAUGGAGAAGACGGCUCACUCCUACCUUCCAUCAGCUCCAAUGCUCUACGCCGUUAUUGAGAACCCCGCCGUGGUGGACAACCCGGACGUUCCGAGCUACCAGCCUCACGUGCACGGCAGAUGCGACCCUCCCGCGCUGAUUCCUCUGCAGAUGAACAGCAUUUCUGUCGCCGCCGAGUGUUAUCUGGACACGGCGUUCGUCACCGUCACCGGAUCCUGGCGCGUGCACUGCGUCAUGGGCAGCCGCAGCUGCGAUUGUCGUAUUGCCAUUCCGAUGGGCGAACAGGGUUCGAUUCUAGGUCUCGAGGUUGAGGUGCCCGGGAAACAUUACCAUACUGAACUAGUUGCUGUAGAUGAUAAAAAGGAAACAGCCAAAUUUGAGGAUGGAUACUAUUUGAAUCCCAACAUUUUUACCCUCGAAAUACCAGAGAUUGAUGGGGGUACCAAUCUUUUAGUCACUAUUAGAUGGUCUCAGAAGUUACUGUACCAUGAUGGGCAGUUUACCCUGAACAUCCCGUUCAGUUUCCCGGAAUAUGUCACUCCUGCUGCCAAGAAAAUCUCGAAAAAGGAAAAGAUAGAACUAAAUGUUAACUAUGGCCCCGGAACUGAAAUUUUGUGUAGGACAAGUAGUCAUCCUCUCAAGGAAGUGCGUCGCCUAGCUGGGAAUUUGAGCUUUUUAUAUGAAUCAGAAGUUCUUAACUGGUCCAUUCACGAUUUUGGUUUUACGUACUCUGUGUCAUCGAGCCAAAUCUAUGGUGGUGUGCUUUUGCAGUCCCCGUUAGCACUUGAGAAUGAUAAUAAGAAGACAUUCUGUUGCUAUCUUUUUCCAGGAAACAAGCAGACUAAAAAGGUCUUCAGAAAGGAAGUUGUGUUUGUUGUGGAUAUAAGCGGGAGCAUGAGAGGAAAACCUCUUGAGGAUACCAAAAGCGUGCUAUUGAUAGCUCUGUCAAAGCUCGACUCUCAAGACUUGUUCAGUAUAAUAGCCUUCAAUGGCGAAACUUUUGUGUUUUCAUCAUCUCUAGAGUUGGCAAGGGAGGAAGCUAUCGAAAGUGCUAUUCAGUGGAUUAACACGAAUUUUGUUGCUGAUGGCGGGACAAAUAUUUCGAAUCCACUAAAUCAGGCGAUUGAGAUGCUAUCUAAUACAAACAAAGCUGUCCCUAUUAUUUUCCUCAUUACCGAUGGGUCUGUUGAAGAUGAAAGACGAAUCUGUGAUAUUAUGAAGAGCCAUCCAACGAGAGGGAGGAGAAUCUCCCCGAGGAUUUACACACUUGGGAUUGGAUCAUUCUGCAACCACUAUUUUCUGCGAAUGCUGUCAAUAUUGAGCGGUGGCUUCUACGAUGCUGCUUAUGAUGCAGAUUCAAUCGAGGCUCGAGUGGAAGGCCUAUUUGCCAGAACAUCAUCCAUUAUCCUUGCAGACAUUGCUAUCGACUUCGAAAGUCUUGAUCUUCAAGACUUUGAGGUAUAUCCACCUCAAAUCCCAGACCUUUCACUUGAAGGCCCAUUGGUUCUCUCAGGCAGAUACAGUGGAGAAUUUCCCGAGAGCCUUGAAGCUCGAGGAAUCCUUGCAGACAUGAACAACUUCUCUCUACACCUGAAGGCGCAAGAAGCAAAGGAAAUACCUCUUUCUAAGGUGCUUGCAAAGCAGCAAAUCGAGAUACUCACAGCCGAGGCAUGGUUUACCAAAAACAAGAAGCUCGAGGAGAAGAUAGCAAGGGCGAGUGUACAACAUGGUAUUGUUUCUGAAUAUACAAACAUGGCAUUCAUAGGAACUGAGGAAACAAAAGGAACCACAGAGCCAUCCAAAGUAAAUAAGAAAACGGGAGACCCUAAACUGCAGAAGGCUAUAAUAAUGCUCCGAAAUCUUGGACUUGGUUUCGGGGACCUUACUGCCACAGCCGAAAACACUCCUCCCGGUUCCACAUCGAAACCAGAAGCAGCAGAGAUGUUUGUGCAGGCAGCCUCAAACUGUUGCAAAAUGGUGUGUGAUAAGUGCUGUUGCAUGUGUUGCAUUCAGAUGUGUUCAAAGAUAAAUGACCAGUGCGCAGUGGUAAUGACACAGCUUCUUGGUUCAUUAGCAUGUUUAGGUUGCCUUGCCUGCUGUGAACUGUGCUGUUCCAAACAACAGGGAUAAGGAAAAGCAACAUAUGACUGCCCCACUGCUUCUUGUUGUAUAUGUUGUGUAGUUAUGUGACUUGUAAGGUUAUUGUUGUCCAUGGUUUUACAUACCCUUUUUCAGAUUUUCGUUUUCGGUGUAUAGUUCAAUGGAAUACUAAGGCUGUAUAAACAGAAUGAAACACGUUACUUUUUCCGUUUUUAUUUGUAUCUAGUUCAAAAAAUGUGAGUAUGUUGAAUUAAGUUAUUUAU